Messenger RNA from Nicotiana attenuata, 1802 nucleotides. Its product is annotated as amino-acid permease BAT1 homolog. Lineage: Eukaryota; Viridiplantae; Streptophyta; Magnoliopsida; Solanales; Solanaceae. The transcript is spliced from 8 exons. The record is from RefSeq and is a predicted model, not a curated record. Gene Ontology annotation, cellular component: membrane. The coding region runs from base 145 to 1503 and encodes 452 amino acids. Gene Ontology annotation, molecular function: gamma-aminobutyric acid transmembrane transporter activity; L-alanine transmembrane transporter activity; L-glutamate transmembrane transporter activity. Gene Ontology annotation, biological process: transmembrane transport; gamma-aminobutyric acid transport.
UUUAUAUAUAUGUGAAAAGCCAGGCAAAAGGCUACACACAUUCAUUCUUCUUGUCCCUGAACUUGAGGGAGAGAAAUUCAGUGUCUCAUUUUAUAGUUGACAACUUUGCAUAUAGUGUGUGGAUCAUAUUUCAGUGUCAAAACUAUGAGUCUUCGAGUAGCCGAUGGUGUAGUUGAUUCGGACCACGCUCAUGGUGUAGUUGACUCGGACCAUGCUCGUCUCCAUGAGCUAGGAUACAAACAAGAACUCAACCGCGAUCUCUCGAUGCUAUCGAACUUCGCUAUAUCAUUCUCUAUUGUAUCAGUAUUAACCGGAUUAAACGGACUAAUGGGCACUGGGUUAAAUUUUGGUGGACCUAUAUCAUAUAUUUAUGGAUGGCCAAUUGCUGGUACGUUCACUAUGUUAAUUGGAUUAUCAAUGGCUGAGAUUUGUUCUUCUUAUCCUACUUCUGGAGGUCUUUAUUAUUGGAGUGCUAAGCUUGCUGGUCCAAGCUGGGGUCCUUUUGCAUCCUGGAUCACUGGCUGGUUCAACAUUGUUGGUCAGUGGGCUCUCACAACAAGUAUAGAUUUUUCACUGGCACAGUUAGUUCAGGUGAUGAUUCUCCUUAGCACUGGUGGAUUAAAUGGAGGCGGAUAUAUGAUCUCUAAAUAUGUCGUUAUGGCUCUCCACGGCGUAUUUCUACUAAUACAUGCUAUAUUAAAUAGUCUUCCUAUCUCAAUGCUGUCUUUCCUUGGACAAAUAGGCGUUGCCUGCAAUUUCUUCGGUUGCUUUCUCAUGAUUGUAAUUCCCGUGGUUGCAACUGAAAGAGCCAGUCCUGAGUUUGUGUUUACAAACUUCAACACUGAGAAUCAGGACGGUAUAAACAAUUAUUUCUACAUUUUUGUCCUCGGACUUCUUAUGAGCCAGUAUACAUUGACAGGUUAUGAUGCUUCCGCCUAUAUGUCGGAGGAAACUAAAGACGCAGAUAAGAACGGGCCACAAGGUAUUGUAAGUGCAAUUGGCAUAGCAGUUGUUGCAGGAUGGGUUUACGUAGUUGGUAUAACCUUUGCAGUUAGAGAUAUUUCGCAUCUUUUGAGCGAAAACAACGAUUCGGGUGGUCAUGCCAUUGCUCAAAUCUAUUAUGAGGCAUUUAUGAGUAGAUAUGGCAGUGGUGUUGGUGCUGUAAUUUGCUUAGGUAUUGCUGGUCUUGCUGUAUUCUUUGCUGGUAUGAGCUCACUAACUAGCAACUCAAGGAUUGCUUAUGCACUCUCCAGAGAUGGAGCAAUGCCAUUUUCGUCGCAGUUGCAUAAAGUGAACAAACAAGAUGUUCCUAUAAAUGCAGUCUGGAUGUCAGCCCUUGUAGCAUUUUGCAUGGCAUUAACGUCUCUUGGAAGCUUGGUAGCAUUUCAAGCCAUGACAUCAAUAGCAACAAUUGGGCUUUAUGUUGCUUAUGCUAUACCUGUCUUAUUAAGGUUAACUCUAGGUCGAAAAAUGUUCACUCGAGGGCGAUUUACCUUGGGAUGAUACAGGACUAUUAUAGGUUGGAUAUCUGUAUUUUAGGUUGCACUCAUCUCUGUGCUCUUCUCUUUGCCUGUUUCCUAUCCUAUAACAGAUCAAACUUUCAAUUACACUCCUGUCGCAGUCGGAGGCGUUCUCAUUCUCGUCGUUUCUACGUGGAUAUUCAGUGGUAGACAUUGGUGUAAAGGUCCUAUUAAGAAUAUUGACGAUAGUUCUAAGGAAGAAGCAUAAGAGGGCGAAAUUUUUGUAUUAAAAUAUUGUUGAAGUGUAUAUUGUAUUUAAUUCCGACAUUCUCCCUUGUCUUU